This is a messenger RNA of Syngnathus typhle (broad-nosed pipefish), 1104 nucleotides long. Its product is annotated as enkurin-like. Gene Ontology annotation, cellular component: acrosomal vesicle. NCBI's taxonomy places the organism in Eukaryota, Metazoa, Chordata, Actinopteri, Syngnathiformes, Syngnathidae. Gene Ontology annotation, molecular function: calmodulin binding. The transcript is spliced from 5 exons. The coding region runs from base 119 to 844 and encodes 241 amino acids. The record is from RefSeq and is a predicted model, not a curated record.
GCAGGUUGCAUAGCAACAAGCCAAAGCAGAGUCCUCAGUGAACUUUCCAACUAAGGUUGGUUUGCGUAUUUUCCUGCCAUUUGACGACUUAAUUUCAGCUCCUUGUAACACUUUCAACAUGGCGAAGACGAUUUUCCCCCAAGAGAGCAUCUACAACUAUUUACCCGAACAGGUUCACAGUAAAAAGCCGAAGAACACGCCCAAAUCCAGACCAGUGGUUACCCUGAAGGACAAGCCGCUCAAGAAUGCAAUGAAAACGAUGGGACCAGCAAAAGUGGAGGCUCCCUCUCCAGAGAAAUACCUCAAGAAGCAUUCCAAAGUGCCGGAAACAAAAGAACGUUGUCAUCGCAUGUGCAUCGCAAAGAAACCGGCCGUCCCCUUGAGGUCAGAACACCCGCCUGAGGGCCUCUGCACCAAGAGAAACAUCAUCAAGCCCACAACCACCAGACAGCAGGUUGCUUCUGUUGACACCAACCGAGGCCACAAGGCGCUCCUGGAGCAUUCGGGACUGGUCCCCAAGUACACCAAGAAAAAGGGCUACGGCCAGGUGCCCCAGUACUUGCGGCAUCGCAGCGAGGAAGCGCAGAGAGCAGUAGACGACUACGAGUUUGCGGAGGAGGAGCGUAGCGCCUUGAGGCAGCUGUCGGAUGAGGAGCGACAGGCCAACCUGGAGAGCCUGAAGAGCACCUUGGCCGAGCUGAACGACAAGUACCAGCGCCUGCCGGUGGUUGUGGACACGCAGAUGAGGAAGACUCGCAAGGAGCAGCUGGAAGCGGAGAUGAAGCAGCUGGAGAGCGAUGUGGUUCUGUUUGAGAAGUUCAAAACCAUCUACAUUGCUGAUUAGAUCUCCAAACGCGAGCGACAUUUCAUACUCCGUCCAACUUGCCGGAUCUUGGCCUCAAGAUGCAUGAACAUUUUCAGACUUUUUCCCCCACUCCAAAACUAGACUCCCCAGGCCCGAGCAUCGGCAAAACCAAUGCAAAGUGACCGCAUGUAAAUGGAGUGACCCCAUUUCUGUGUCGGCGGGGUGAGAAAUAGAACACGCCGGGAAGAAAACAGCAAUUUUGGUUUGUCGACACCAAAUUGAUUGAGUCCAACCGCAAA